AUGGCUGCUCCACAGCCAGACAUGGAAUUGCAGCAAAAUCAGAGGCAUCCUCUGUUGUCAAACAGAACUGAUGGCAACAACAACUUGAGCCCCAUGCAGAAAGCAAUAGGACAAACAUACAAGAGCACCGGGCACCUCGCCAAACUCCUCCCAUCAGGCACUGUCCUUGCCUUCCAGCUCCUCGCUCCAACCCUGGCAAAACAAGGCCAAUGCGGUGACAUGAAUCGGAUGAUGGCAGGAGGGCUUGUGAUACUAUGUACACUGUCAUGCUUUGUUCUUAGCUUCACAGAUAGCUUCAGGGAUGAGAAAGGAAAGGUAAGAUACGGGUUUGCCACGUUCAAGGGGUUAUGGGUCAUUGAUGGUGGCGCUACUCUUGAUCCACAUGCUGCAGUUGAAUACAAGAUAAAAUUUCUAGACUUUGUCCAUGCAACUGUCUCCGCGAUGAUUUUUGUUGCAAUAGCUCUGUUUGAUCAAAAUGUGGUUUCUUGCUUCUAUCCAAUACCAUCAGAGGAUACAAAGCAAGUACUCACAACAUUACCAGUUGCUAUUGGAGUUAUUGGAAGCAUACUAUUUGUCAGCUUCCCAACCACCCGCCAUGGCAUUGGCUUUCCGGUAUCUACACAAUAG
Messenger RNA from Lolium rigidum, 627 nucleotides. RefSeq names its product protein DMP6-like. Gene Ontology annotation, biological process: endomembrane system organization. NCBI's taxonomy places the organism in Eukaryota, Viridiplantae, Streptophyta, Magnoliopsida, Poales, Poaceae. The coding region runs from base 1 to 627 and encodes 208 amino acids. The transcript has a single exon. The record is from RefSeq and is a predicted model, not a curated record.